Molecule: messenger RNA, 5615 nt
Organism: Morone saxatilis (striped sea-bass)
Lineage: Eukaryota; Metazoa; Chordata; Actinopteri; Moronidae
Gene: phldb1a
Product: pleckstrin homology-like domain, family B, member 1a
Exons: 25
Coding region: 227-4378 (1383 amino acids)
Biological process (GO): regulation of microtubule cytoskeleton organization
Cellular component (GO): basal cortex
Molecular function (GO): protein binding
Source: RefSeq, a predicted model, not a curated record
GAAAGAUGUAUUUGGAUGCACCGAAUGUUUCACUUUGAAACUUUCCCAACAGCAGCAAACGACAGACAGCAUUUUUCCACCCUGGAGAAGAGAACUGGAAGACUUUUCUCAUGAGGAGUUGGGAAGAUGUUUUUAAUCUUUGGACGAAAUCAUUCCACAGACAAGAAGAUGUUCCUAGCCAGCUCUGGAUCUUCAUGUGUCAGAUAAUUCUGACAGUCCAGCCGACAUGGAGCGCAUGAGCAGGAAUAAAAUGGAACAGGGGCGACAGACGCACCAGGUCUUACAGAGCACUCCUUUAGACUUGAUUGAGACAGGCAAGUCCCUGAAAGUCCAGGCAGAGCGCCCCCACCUGGUUAGUUUGGGAAGUGGACGCUUGAGCACAGCAAUCACCUUGCUACCACUGCAGGAAGGGAGAACCACACUGGGCAGUGAGGGGACAGACAUCCCUCUGCAGGGCCACGGCAUCGCAGCUCAGCACUGCUACAUCGAAAACCAAACAGGCAACAUCACCUUGUACCCAUGUGGAAACCAGUGCUCUGUCGAUGGCCUUCCCAUCACCAAACCCUAUCGCCUGACACAAGGGUGCAUGCUGUGUUUUGGCCAGUCUGCCUUUUUCCGCUUCAACCACCCAGAGGAGGCCCUACGGAUGAAGAGCAUGCUGCCUGGUGGACUAAGCACCACAAGAACUCAUCCAACUGACUCCCACAGUGUCCUGAACGGGAACCAUCAGUCUUUUUCAAGCAACGGCGACUCCAAAAUCAACAACAUAGCAAAGACCUUCCAAGACUCCUUGGUGCUGAAGAGCUCUUCAUCGUCAGGAUCAGCUAAACAGCCCAUUCAUCAGCCCUCUCCACCAAACAUGCUCAAUGGGAGAAAUGGCUCCAUGACAGAGGACUCCAUUUAUGAAAACAGCAGCAACUUUCUGGGCCAGAACCUUGGCAACAAAACCCCUCCAGUACCUGCCCGGUCUGCUCAUACCAACCACACUCCUGUCCCCCAUCCACGGACCUCGCUCUCUGUGGCGCCAAGCGGUACUAGUCGUGGUCAGAGGGCCCAGGAGAGUCCAAAACUUCUUAGGAACGCAAGAGCAGAGGCCACACCAAGCCCCGCACCGACUGGCAGGGUAUCAGGAAAGGGCACAGAAAACUCUAGCCUAAGUCACAAACCAUCCCCCGUCAAAUUUUCCCAAACAGCUCCAUCUAGCCCACGGGUAAGAGGUUCUUCCCUACAGAAGAGAUCCCCCAGUCCUAUGCGAGAUCAGCACCUGUCUAAUGUAGAUGUGCCUCAAAGGGUCAGGACUCCAGAGCCAACUGGGUCCACCAGCCUGAGAGAUCUUCCCCCUCUCAGCCCUUACAUGUCCCACAGGGGGACUCCAGGAUUGCAGGGCUCAGCUUCCUCCCUUGCCUCACAGGGCUUCACUGCUAAACCCGUCCCAGAGAGCCCCAAGGGCCCCCGCAAACUCAUAGCUCCUUCAAAAGCAGAAGCCAUGAGGGCAAUGUAUGCCCAGACUCCAUCCUCACUCUCUGAGAAGGAGUCCGGAGGCAGGCAGCUAAGGUCUGGUCCGGGAAAUGCCCUCAUGUCAGGCCUGGCUUCUCUGUCUGGUUCGUCUCCUCUUGCUAGCCCUCGUAGCCAAAAAAAGACCCCUUGCAUGACCAUGACAGGGUCUUCCAGCAAGGAACAGAGUCUUAUGAAACCAUAUACCCGGGAACGGAAAAACAGCAUCUCUGAGAUAAGUGACAAUGAGGAUGAGCUGCUGGAAUACCACCGCUGGCAGAGAGAGGAGAGGUUGCGUGAGCAGGAAAUGGAGAAACGGGAGCGUCAGAGGCUGGAGACCAUCCUCAAUCUGUGUGCAGAGUAUAAUUAUGAGGACAGUGCUGUGGAGCUGGCUGAGGUGGUGAGGAGCGGGCUGUUGGGGGGCGCUAGAGGAACCUGCUCAGACACAGGAGGCGGGAUGUCCCUUUACGGAGAAGACAGACCCCAGAGGUUGAGGGAGAACGAUGAGGAAACCCAGAGAGAGGAGUCCAGCAGCACAGAGAGCACACAUCAAGAGUGUGAAGAGCUGUUAACCAGUCAGGAGCAGGUCUACCUGGAGGAGGAAAGGAACAGGAUCUUGGCCAGGGUUGAUGACUUGAAGCACAGAGUCACUGAACUGGAGCAGCAGCUACAAGAGACCAAACAGGAGGUGGAGAUGGAGCAGGCCCUGCUGCAGGCAGAGAGGCAGGCAGAGCAGGAGCAGGUGGAGGCUGAAAAUGAAAUCAUCUCUCAGCUGCAGCUCAAACUCAGCCAACUGGACAAGGCCACCCAGAAAGAGAAAGACAAGGGGAGGGCUAAUGUGUCGGCUGAGCGGAAGGUCCUGGAAAAGCAGAGGAAUGAGUACAAUGAGCUGAAGAGGCAGUUUGAUAAGUGCCCCUUGUCUCUAAGGGAACAGUUACAGGAGCAGCUCAGCAGGAAAGCUGAAGCUCUGGAAGUUGGGACCAAACAGUUUGAGGAGCUGGAGUUCUGCCAACUGGAGGAGGAGAGCAGUCUGGAGGAGAAGAAGGACACUCAGAGCUCGCAACUCCUCCAAGAGCGAGCCGAGUAUCACUGCAGCGUGGCCCAGAGGAAGGACAGGAUGGGUGCUCUGGAGGCUCAGGUGAAGCAGCUGGGGUUACAGGCAGCUCAAGACUGUGAGAGGAUGGUGAAAGACAGGACAGUGACUCUGCAGCUGUUACACAAGGAGCAGGACAGGUUGUGUGCCCUGGAGAAGAGAUACCACACCUUGACAGGAGGGAGAAACUUCCCAAAGCCCAACAGCAGCAUGAAAGAGGAAUUUCUUCACAUCAGCGAACCUGACCUUGUUUAUGUGGACGGCCCUCCUCAUAGCCCCUGUCCCUCCUCCGCCUCCUUCUCCUCCUCUCAAAUCCCCUCCCCUGAAAACUUUCCUGUUAGGCUACAAGAGGAAUACCUCAGGCUCUCUGAUGUCUAUAAGAUGUAUGGAAAUGCUUCAAUGCAACCUCACUCUUCUUCCCCUGCUGCUCUCCACUGCCUCUCCCUCGCUGUAGCUCCAGCUCUGCCAUGUGAGGAGUACAUCACAGUCAGUCAGUUAAGCCAGAUCUUUGGGAUGCAGAGAGUUGAUCCCUCCUCUUCCUCCACUAUUCCAUCAUUCCAACUUGCCUCCUCUGAAUCCACCUUCUCAUACCACUCAGCUGCAUGUGGUCCAUCCUCCUUUCUCUCUACACAGAGCCAGCCUGAGCUGAGCCGGAAUGCAAUGUGUCCUAUUAACCUCGAACGCUGGUACCAGGACAUCAUGGCAGCUGGACAGCCUCAGUCAUGUCCUCCACCACUGCCUGCAAAGUCUUUUUCCACACGCAGACAGGGGCAGCUACUGAAGUCCAAAUCAGAUGGUGAGGUUGGACAGACAGCAUCGUGCAGCACUGCAACCCUGCCACACUCCAGUGGUGUUACUCAUGAGAAAAAUCCAUCCACCAAGGGGUUACAGUUAGUGCUGAGAGAGAUGUCAAAUCCAUUAGACAUGGACGCCAGGAGGCAGCUGGCUCUGCAGAGCAAAGAUCUGUCUCCCACAGUCCAUCACUCCAUCCUGCAUCAUCAGCCGCCACCGAGCGGCAGCCAAGCGUACGACACCCUGAGCCUGGAGAGCUCAGACAGCAUGGAGACCAGUGUCUCCACCGGCAACUCUGCCUGUACCCCAGAAAGUGCCUGUGGGUUAGAGGCCCAGAGGAUAGAAGAGAUGGAGAAGAUGUUGAAGGAGGCGCAGCAGGAGAAAGCCAGGCUGAUGGAGAACAGAGAGAGGGAGGUGCAGGCUCGGCGGCAGAUGCUGGAGGAGGAGCGGAGGAGGCGAGAGGAGGCCGAAAGGAGGCUUCAGGAUGAGACGGCCCACAGGCAGAGGCUGGUGGAGGAGGAGGUGAAGAUGAGAGAGAAACACUUCUCCCAGGCCCGUCCAAUGACACGCUAUCUGCCAAACCGGAAGGAGGAGUUUGACCUGCGGGCCCACGUGGAGUCGUCCGGCCACAGCAUAGAUACCUGCCCCUACGUCAUCCUCACAGAAAAGAUGUGCAAAGGCCACCUGGUGAAGAUGGGGGGCAAAAUCAAAUCGUGGAAGAAACGCUGGUUCGUUUUUGACCGUCUCAAGAGGAACUUUUCUUAUUACGUGGACAAGCAUGAGACCAAGCUGAAAGGGCUCAUUUACUUUCAGGCGAUUGAAGAGGUUUAUUACGAUCACCUGCGCAGUGCCACCAAGAGCCCCAACCCAUCUUUGACCUUCUGUGUGAAGACCCACGACCGCCUCUACUACAUGGUGGCCCCGUCUCCUGAGGCCAUGAGGAUCUGGAUGGAUGUCAUAGUAACGGGUGCCGAGGGCUACACACAGUUCAUGAGCUGAGGGACCACUGGGUGACAGAUUUGGAGGAUGACAGGGACUGAAUGAGCACCCAGACACCUGCGAGCCAACCUGAGCUGCUACCUGCUGGAGCUAGAGCUGACAUCUACGACACACAGCCUGAUGGUGUGUGUAACGGAUGGACGUUUGAAGAGAUGAAUAGUCUGGGGCUCUCACAAAAAGCCCGAUGCCUGCGAGCAAAUGAGGGCUUUAGUAAUGACAGAGGUGCAUUUGAAAGAAUUUAAAGAAGAGUUUUAUUUAUCUUGCAGCCACUAUGAGAAGGAAAAUUGUUUAAGGAAGCUGCCAAUGGAUCCAAGAAGUGAGCUCUCAAUUAGAUCAAUCACAUUCUGUUACCAAAAUGUUAAUAAUUAUAAUAUCAUUUUUUUAGGUUUCAGGAGGAACACUUAAUUCAUAUAAGCUACAGCAAACUGUUCCCACGUGUGAAGCUGAUCUAUGCAUGCAGUGUUAUCUCUCUAACCAAUGCCUUUUUCCCUCCUUUUUGAUACAUUUGUACUCUUUCCCUUGAGUUUAACUUUUCUCAGAUGCAAAAAUAAUCUCUUCAUAUUUCACAACACUAAAAAGUAAAUGUUUUUUAGUAGCAAAUAUUCUAAAAUCUUUUAAAGAGUCAUAUGUUGCUUAUUCAGUGAAACAUUACUUGGUGCCAAAUACUUUAUGUAAUGUUUUGCCAGAUUUUUACAAUACAAAUGUUAAUAUCACUUUAUAUAUUGUUCCAAGGGCUUUUCAUUGAGGCAAAUAACACAGCAUUUAUGUCUCUGUAUUUUACAUAAAUAUAUCAGAAAAACCUUCUAUUAGUCUUUAAACAAAAUUCAUAACUUAUAGUAUAUGAUAUUGUAAAACUACCAUGUACAUGUAAUAAAUAAAUAUAUAUGACGCAUCUGUUGGUUUGUUUGUCUGAUAAACUAGUUUGUUGCUGACAAAUUGGCUAAACUGAACACAUUCAGUUACAAACCAGUACUUGCUUCCUCAAUUAGUGUUUCCUGCAAACAAGUCGUUAAUUACCAGCUCUCCUUAAACAAUCUCAUACGCCCUAAUGAGCUGCUAGGAUUCACAUUUAAAUCACAACACACAAUAGGUGUUCCCAUUAAGACAUCUCUCUCUUUAAAUAAGAACAGUCAGGUAGUUUAAUUAGUUAACUGGCUUGUUAGCUCUCCACAGAAGUUGCUCCAGAAGUAUUGAGAUCUAUUUCUGGCAGAGUAUAAUUAAUUAUAUUGCUCGCCCC